GUGAUAACAAUUUAUAUUUUACAUUCUACAAAAUUAAAAUUAAAUAUAACGGAAAGAAUAUUUGUUUUGGAAAAGAAGAUGACCAUCAAUUUGGUACAGGAGUUCGAGUACACGAGCAAGUUCAUCUCUUGCGUAUCCCUCGACAAUUCGUUUGUCUUCUCGACGGACGAUGGUCUGUUGAUCGUUGACAUCCAGUCGGAUCUGUUCAGACCAUCUGCAGACUACAAAGUAUUUAGGACGUCAAUCCCAUUCUCAAAGGAAAAACCAUUUGAAGAUAAAAAUUUCAAAGAAAUACGUUACCAAAGACCAGUGGUGUGUCAAGAACACAAUUUAGCAGUAUAUCCUAAUAGUAAAAAUUGGAAUGUCAUUUAUAUGGGAAACAAUAGCAAUAUAGUGUUUUUAGAAAAAAAUAAUAAUAAAUGGGUAGAAAAAUUAAGUGAAAUACCACAAAAAUGGUUUUUAAUAGUGUCUAAGAAACCUUGUUUCUUAGUUGACAAAAAAAAUCUUAGUUUUUUUAAAACUGAAAAUCGAAUUCUUUAUUAUUGCCGUGAAAAAGAAAAGUUUUUACAAAUUAAAAAUUUUGUUUUUACUCAUACCUUGAAAUAUGAAAAUGAAAUAGAAGUUUAUGGAACAAUAUGUUGUCAUUUAAAUAAUAUGUUGACAUUUUGGUCAACUUCAUCAGGGAAAUCACUUUUUUUGACAGAGUUUGAAUUUCAUAGUGUUUCUAUAAAACAUAUUAAAUGGUUUUGUAUAUCAAAUGAAUUAUUUUGGUUAGUAGUUUCUUUGACAAAUGGCCAAGUUUAUGUUCAUGAAAUAUUAAACUAUCCUAAUGUAAAUAAUACAUUUUUAUUGUGGCCGGAUGAAGACUUUGCCUGUGUGAAUAACAUUCGAAUAGAAAGUAUUUCAGAUGACCAAUGUCUUAUAUUUUUUACAAAAAUGUCAUUUAUAUUGGUUAUGUUGUAUUCAUUAACUAAAAAACAAAUUUUAUCAACAAAAAAAGAAAUGAUCCCAAAGACUGCAAUUAUACCUGGUUUUACAAUUGUAUUAGAAAAAAAUUUGUUAAUAUUAGUGACAGAUGUUGGUAAAUUUAUUUGUAUGUAUUUUUCUACUAUAAAAUCAGAAGUAACUUAUACUUUAAAAAUAGUAAAUAACAAUUUUAGUGAACAAGUACAAAACUAUACUUGUACAUCAGUAGUAUUUUCAAGAAAUGAGUGUAUUUGUGUUCUCGCAUUUCAAUGCAACAUAGCCAAGUAUAGUAAAAAUGAUGGCCACGUUAAAAAUAAAUUACUAUUCUGUACAAUUCCUGAAAGUUUAGUGGAACUUGAAACAAAAAUUUUAUCAGUAAAUGAUUAUGAUUAUGAUAAUGUUAUUGAUUGUAUUGAGGCUUUAAGGAUUAAUAGAAUGCUCGAUAAAUCAAAUAAAGUAUGCCAGUUGGAUAGGAAUUCAUUAGACAAAUUAUCCAUCCAAAAUCUUAAACUUACUUAUUGGAAUGUAGCCUUCAAAAUUAAGAAAAAUGAACAAGAUGAAAAUAUUUUACAAGAGUUACAAAUGUUACUUCAUAUGCGUCAUUUGAUAAAUUAUUUUUCUAAUAAGAAAAAAAAAUUUAAAAAUGAAGACCAAUAUUAUUGUCGUACAAUGCUAUCAUUUUAUAUGAAUAAACUACCAGUAGAAUAUGUUCAAGUUAAUGCAGAUGCUGCUAAUUUGAUUGAUUCUUAUAAGGAUGCUAAGCAUACAUACUUUUGCAACACAUGUGAACGAAUUUUGUUAUCGUUUACAGAUUUCAGAAUGUUUGUUUGUGAACAAGAACACAAAGAACUCAGAUGCCCAGUUACUCUAGGACCGCUCGGUAUGCCAAGUUUAGUAUGUUCAAUGUGUUUUACAAUGGCUAAUAUUAGUGCAGAAAAUCAAAGUUGUGUUUGGUGUUUUGGAAAAUAUGUACCAAACAAACUACUAUUUUAAGUUCCAGAAAUUAAUGUAUAUGACAAAAUACAGUGUUAAUUAAUUAAUUGCAUACUUGUUCAA
Melanaphis sacchari is the source of this 2022-nucleotide messenger RNA. RefSeq lists its product as uncharacterized. The transcript is spliced from 9 exons. The coding region runs from base 79 to 1959 and encodes 626 amino acids. Lineage: Eukaryota; Metazoa; Arthropoda; Insecta; Hemiptera; Aphididae. The record is from RefSeq and is a predicted model, not a curated record.